Penicillium egyptiacum is the source of this 921-nucleotide messenger RNA. NCBI's taxonomy places the organism in Eukaryota, Fungi, Ascomycota, Eurotiomycetes, Eurotiales, Aspergillaceae. The record is from the annotation of a GenBank genome assembly.
AUGGCGACUCCGCCUCCAGAGGUUCCUCCUGUCACUAAGGAGGACAAGCCUCGAUUGCCCCCAUCGCCCACUGGCCCUUCUGCGCUUGAAUACCCACCCACCAGCGCGCAAAAUGUCACAGUGAACAUCAAAACCGACGGUCCCAUGGAUACCGACGUUAAGUCACCUGCGCUGAAUGGCCACACUCACGUCGCGCCUUCGAACACCAACGGCACAAUCGUUGCCACCUCACCGCCGAAGUCCCCCGAUCAUCAGACCUCCCCAGAAAUUGUGCAAAACAAGACACCAUCGGCCGCAGAAUCUGCUCCUCCAGCGGAGAUACAGCCAACCGAAGAAAAGAUCAGCCCUCCACAGGGCCAGGAAUCUACCACUACUGCUCCAGCCAACAACGUGGCUGAAAGUGUCCCUUCGUUCGCCUCUGAAGCUGCUGUACACGCUCCCACAGUUUCUGCAUCCACAGAUGGUGCUAAUGAUCAAACUGAGCCAAUGGCGAUCGACACCCCUCGAGAUGGUUCGGCUGCCGUGAAAACCGACCUGCCUCAUCAUCCUACCCCGGCCCCUGCACCACCUGCGCUCACUGCGCCGCAGGCCGUUGACCAUGAGAUGGAGGACAGACCGGAGGCCCCGCUAUCUCCUUCCAAGGUUUCCCGACAGCGGGAUGCUGAUCUCAGCGAAGAACCAGCUCCUAAGCGGACCAAGGUCGAGGGCGACGACUCGAUUGUUAACUUCCAGGCACCGGGAUUCAGCUCCCCAGCUGCUGCAACGCCCGGACCAGGCCGCACUGGUGGCGGACCAGGGCUCACUAAAAUGCAACAUAAAUUCAUUUCAAAGAGCCUUACAAGCCUUAAGCGCAUGCACGAUGCGCGUUUCUACAAGGAACCUGUCGAUGCUGUCAAGAAGUCGCAGAUGACUUCGCGCUGA